CAGGCCAGCGCUGGGACCUGUCACCGCAGGGAGGACUCCUCCAAAGAUCGUCUGGUGGAAGCGGGCAGCGUUGGUGACGGAUCCAGCGGCAUCAAGGUCCCAGAGCCGGUGGAAACCUGCGGCUUCUGCUUCCCUGGACACGGCUCUGCUGUACAAGAGACCAAAUCAUGCCACAGCAGCUCCUACCACCCAGGGGAAAGAGCUGCGCCAUCUCACACGGGGAUAUGCACCACGGGGAGCGCCGGGGCCAUUCCCAGCCCCGACGAUGGCCACUUCAAAAUCAUAUGUUCUCCUUCACAAGAGAAGACGCCCAUGGCGUGA
Messenger RNA from Eurypyga helias (sunbittern), 321 nucleotides. RefSeq names its product tumor necrosis factor receptor superfamily, member 13B (gene TNFRSF13B). Gene Ontology annotation, cellular component: plasma membrane. The transcript has 2 exons. Lineage: Eukaryota; Metazoa; Chordata; Aves; Eurypygiformes; Eurypygidae. The annotation marks the transcript as partial. The record is from RefSeq and is a predicted model, not a curated record.